AUGGACCCUUAACUCGGCUGGAAGGAAGGAAGGAAGCAACACUCAUCCAACGAGCGCAGACGAGAGGGGCCGAGCGCGAGCGGAACGUUGUGCGCAAAGAAGCAAGCCCGUGGCUGCGGCAGUGGAGGAGAGCGGGGUGCCUGCGCGUCUCCAGGAGAACUGGGCGUCCGCCUCGAAUGGUCUCGGGAGCGACACGUUUCACUUAUUCCACAAGCGGAUGGCUGACUUUCCGCGGCGCUUUGUGAGGAGGAGAUGAUGAAGAAUUUCAGCAGCAGCCCACUUCACAGCAACGGCCAGACUCCCAACCACGUUAGAGAGCGAAACAACCGAAAGUACAGCGCACUCUCUGCGAUACCGUUGCGAUUCUCCUUGCGGGGUUAUGGUUUCUGCAUGGCUACGCUGUUCCUCUUCUGCUUCGGCUCCCUGUUUUAUCAGCUGAACGGAGGACCCCCUAAAAUUCUGCUGGACAUCCGACAGUAUCUCGGUGAAUCCACAUACCUGGACGAUCACGGCCCUCCUGCUCCAAGAGUGCUCCCGUUCCCCAGCCAGGUGGUGUAUAACCGCGUGGGGAAGUGCGGCAGCCGGACGGUGGUCAUCUUGCUGAGGUUACUGGCCGAGAAACAUCAGUUCAACCUGGUCUCCUCUGAUAUCCACAAUAAAACACGCCUCACAAAACAUGAACAGGUGGAUCUCAUGAAGAACAUCAGUAACAUCCCUCAGCCAUUCCUCUAUACACGGCAUGUUCACUUCCUGAACUUUACCAGGUUCAAGAUAGAGCAGCCGGUUUACAUCAACAUAAUCCGGGACCCCAUCAACAGGUUCCUCUCCAACUACUUCUUCCGUCGCUUCGGUGACUGGAGGGGUGAGCAGAACCACCUCAUCCGCACUCCAGGGAUGAAAGAGGAUGAAAGAUACCUGGAUAUCAAUGUGUGCAUUCUAGAGAAUUACCCAGAGUGCUCCAACCCCAGAGUGUUCUACAUCAUUCCCUACUUCUGUGGACAGCAUCCUCAAUGCAGGGAGCCUGGAGUUUGGGCUCUGGAGAGGGCCAAGCAGAAUGUGCUGGAGAACUACCUCCUUGUGGGUAUCCUGGAGGAGCUGGAGGAUGUUCUGCUUCUGUUAGAGAGGCUCCUACCUCAUUACUUUACUGGAGUACUCAGCAUCUACAAGAGCCCUGACUAUAAGAAGAUGGGGAACAUGACAGGCACCGUACGUAAACACACACCCACUCUGGAGGCCCUGCAGGUGCUGUACCACCGCAUGCGCUACGAGUAUGACUUCUACAACUUCAUCCGAGACCAGUUCCACCUCACCAAGAAGAAAAUUGGGCUCAAGUCUGUCUCCCAACCCCCCGCCCACUCAACGGCUUUCCUCCGGGAGCUGGCCCUCCGAACCCUGCAGCCUUUGGAUGAAGAUGAGGAGCUGGACGCAGACCUGGAGGAUGCUAACAACUGGCUGGUCCAUACCUAAGGGCUGUUGGAUGAACAGUGGAUGUAGCCCAAAAGGAAGCUGAUGUGUUGAAUUGGCUGGCGAUGGCUGGAGGCAGCCUGAGGGCAAAGGGGAGUGUUCCCCAACGUGGAGCAUUCCUAAGAAAAGUGAGGUUUGUUGUGUGGAUACUGAAGCUCGUGUUUUUUCGGGCUCUGUUUUCCAUCUUUUGCCAGUCUCAGCACUGAGGACUAUAGAGUUGAGUAAUUGGAAGGACAAAAUGCUUUAUUUAAAAACGUGACCAAGGACAGUGGGAAGUACCGUUUAGCUCAAUUUGCUUGACUCAAGUGUUGUUAUAAUUUGAGCUUGUUUUGGGGUUUGUUAAUGUCAAAUUUAACAAAAAAACACCAUUGCUGUAAUCUCCAGGAGAGAUCACAAGAUGUGGACGGUUAAAUGUGUUGGGAAAUAUUCUAAAUGUUGAUCGCUCGGGCAUUUACUGGAGGAGAGGACUUAGCCCAAGAUAGAGGUUCAUACGUGAUGAAAGGGAUGAUCUUGUCAAAGCUGGAAUGGGAAAUGGUAUCCACAAAUAAAAAGUACCAAAACCCUUUUUGUAUAUUAGCUGUCUAUGUUCCAAGUGCCAAACCCCACUAAGAGUUCCAGUAACUGACCAUAAACCUUUGUGCACAGCUGGUGGAGUUGUGAUAGUAUUGGUUUAUAACAUUUUGUUUAAUUUGUAAGAUAUUGAUAGGUAUAAAUGAGGGUUAGACAGUAAGCACCCAAUUAUGAAUUCAAAGAAUUCCAACUUUGUGUGCAUGAAUGAUUGAGUUUGACCAAACCAGUCGUGUGAUUCAGCAUGGAUUUAUUAUUAGGCAGGUCAUUUGUUGAGAGUCAGACACUAAAGUGAAUUUAUGGAGCGUAGUUUGUUCUAUCCAAAGUUUAAAAGAUUGAGCUUGCCAAAUACAAGUGUUUCUACUGCAAUGAAUUCCAAAAUUGUAAUAUACUGCAUUUUUGCAUUCUGAGGUGACUUUUUUAUUACAUUCUGAAGCAAAAUGAGGGAUGUGGUCACAAAACUUUAAACUAAUCUUCAUGCCAAACAGGAUUAUGUUUCUGUUUUAGGGUGUGAGUCCCAUUCAACAUAUUAUUAUGAAAGCGUGUGAAGUGUUACCAUUCUCAGCUCACACAAAAUGUCCAAAUAUCCAGCAGCUAUUCAGAGUACAUAUUUUUCAUCAAUCAUGUGAGAAAAAUAACCAUAAGAUAAUAUGUGACCGUUACCUACGUCCUACAUUCCACCAUCCUCAUCUCAAUUGUCUGUACCUUUUUCAUUGUCCUGGUUUGUGUUCAUUUUUUGCCCGUUUAAUUUAUUAUUUUGUAUUCGUUUGCAUUCCAGAUAAGAUUCUCAGGAAGGAAAAAAAGAUGUCUAAUAUCUUGAUCAUUUGUAUUUUGGUUUCUGGCGGCUAUGAAACUAUUUUUGGUAUUUUAAGGUUGUCUACAAUGGGUUUAUAUCAACAGCUGAAACUUGUUAACAACAACUAAUGCAGUCCAUCAUUUUAAAGUCUUCAGAAUAAAUGUCCUCUAACUAUUGCA
This is a messenger RNA of Pseudoliparis swirei, 3006 nucleotides long. It is a transcript of the gene usta, whose product is annotated as uronyl 2-sulfotransferase a. Gene Ontology annotation, molecular function: sulfotransferase activity. The record is from RefSeq and is a predicted model, not a curated record. Lineage: Eukaryota; Metazoa; Chordata; Actinopteri; Perciformes; Liparidae. Gene Ontology annotation, cellular component: membrane. The transcript has 8 exons. Bases 253 to 1467 code for a protein of 404 amino acids.